AGUUUGGCUCAGUCGGGAUUUCACUUUGUCAUCGCUUCGGCCAGCGCUAUGUUCUGCAAGAAGAGGGACACCCAACCAGGUGAGGGCAAGGAGCCCCUACCAAUCCUACACACGGCGUUUUUGUGCAUGAUCGAGGGUGCGCACUUUUACACCGUUUGCGCCAUCUUCAGCUUUGCAGGUGUCCUGAGUGCGGAUCUCGGAUGGGUGGCGGACAAAAACGAGGCUGGCUUUGUGGCAGGCUGGUUGCAAUCCUCCAAUGUGUGCGGACGCAUCGUGACCUCAACCGCCUGGGGCUUUGUGGCAGCUCGGUAUGGCCCAAAAGUCGUUCUGAGCUACACCUUGGCUUCUUUGCUGGCUGGUGGCAUCUUGUUUGGAUUUUGCACCAAUUUGAUCGCUUCCAUGAGCGUCCGCUUCCUCUUCUUCGGCCUCUUGAACGGUUGGCUGGUCCUUCAAGGCCCCUGUGCCUUGGCCGUCGCCGGGCCUCAGCGACAGACCGAUGUGCUGGGCUUCAUCUUCGCGGCCGGCAGCGGCAUGCAGCUGGUGGGGCCGGCCGUGGGAGGUUGGACCUAUGGUCUACUGGAGGAGUUCCCAGCGUUGAUCCCGAGCUUGAUCGGAUGCGCUUUGGCUCUCGUGGCCGUGGUGUUGUUCCUCGUGGUGCAUCCAGCCUUCUCCAAACCCGAGCCCAAGGUGAAGGAGGUGGAAUCCGAAGAUUCCUCCACCUCCAUCGACUCCUCGAGUCGUUCGGUGCUCUUCCGCUGGCCCAUCCCGCUGAUCAUCGCCAUGCGCUUCGCCAGCGGCUUCGCCACGUUCGCCAUGUACGAAGCGGUGCCCUUGUGGCUGAUCGCGGACAAGGAGGUCGGAGGUUUGGCCAUGACCGAGAAGUCGGUUGGUUCACUCUUGUGCAGAUCUGGCAUUUGGAACAUUGUCUACUUCAUGUGGAUCUUGCCCAAGUGCAGCAAGAUGCUUGGAACCCGUGCGUUCUCCAUUUUGACCAGCGGCAUUGCCGCGGUGACGGCGGUGCUGUUGCCCUUCUCCACCAGCGUGGCGAUGGCGAAUGUCUUGCACCUCAUUUGCGCCUCUGCCCUGGUCUCGCAGAACGCCUUGAACCUGGCCUUCACGAACAACGCGGCCGGGCCCGAGCACCGCGUGGUGGCCAAUGGCUUUGCCGUGACCUCCGAGACGGUGGGGAAAGCGAUUGGACCAGUGGCCUUUUCCUCCUUGUUCGCUUGGUCCCUUCAGACCUGGGGGUGGGGUGGGCAUGCUAUGGUCUUCUGCAUCUUAGCGGCGCUUUCAUUGAUGCAAAUCACUUGCGUCCUAUUACUUCCAAGCUACGUGGGGACAGGGCAGAAGGAGGCACAGGAGUUGCCCUCCGAGAACAGCGCUGGAGAAGGCAAAGUGGGCGAGGUGGAGGUGUGACACACUGUACAACACAGUGACGCCUGUUCAGCGCCUCACAGCGCCUCAUGUACAAAGGUCUCGUCGACAUGUUAAUUAAUUCAGGAUAGCUCACUGUCCUCACACGAAGCUAUGUGAUGAGCACGUGAGGCAAUAAGCAUCACUUUUGCUUGGCAGACCACUGCCACCCGUGUUGCCUUAUUGCACAGCUUUGCCUAGCUUGGUGGUUGGGCCCAACCCUGCAUAUACUUGAAGUUGUUUCAGUUGUUUUUCGAUUCGCG
Molecule: messenger RNA, 1676 nt
Organism: Durusdinium trenchii
Lineage: Eukaryota; Dinophyceae; Suessiales; Symbiodiniaceae
Source: the annotation of a GenBank genome assembly